ACGCCGCGGACGCCCGGCCGGGUGCAGUUCGACCUGACGCCGCGCAUCCUCAACUUCAGCGACGGGCCCCUCCACGGCCGGCCCUCGACGUCGUCCUUCUCGUCCGACGACCGCUUCGACUUUGACGAUGGCGCCACCUCCAUCAACGACUCCCACCGCGUGCCGCUGCUCACCGAGAUCGAGGCGCCCAGCAUCACCGUCGCUCGAGAAUGGGACGACGCGGGCCAAGACGGCGAUGAGGAGAGCGCCGCGACGGCAGAGCUGCGGCGCCCCAAGUCCGGGCUCCAGUCGGCCUUUAUGAACAUGGCCAACUCCAUCAUCGGCGCCGGCAUCAUCGGCCAGCCAUAUGCAAUGCGGCAGGCGGGCCUGCUGGCGGGCACGGUGCUGCUCAUUGCGCUGACGGCCGUGGUGGACUGGACCAUCUGCCUGAUUGUCAUCAACAGCAAGCUGAGCGGCACGAGCAGCUUCCAGGGCACCGUCGAGCACUGCUUCGGCCGGCCCGGCCUGAUUGCCAUCAGCGUCGCGCAGUGGGUGUUUGCCUUUGGCGGCAUGGUGGCCUUUGGCGUCAUUGUGGGCGACACGAUUCCGCAUGUCUUGACGGCGAUAUGGACCGACUUGGGGAGCGUGCCGGUGCUGGGGCUGUUGACCAACAGAAGAGUUGCCAUUGCCGUGUUUUGCAUGGGAAUCAGCUACCCAUUGACUUUAUACAGGGACAUUGCAAAGUUGGCCAAGGCGAGUACAUUGGCUCUCAUCGGCAUGCUGGUCAUUGUCGUUACGGUGCUGGUGCAAGGCGUGCUUGUUCCGUCUGCAGACCGCGGCUCCUUUAGCACGCCGCUGUUGACAAUCAACAGCGGCAUCUUUCAAGCCAUUGGCGUGAUAUCAUUUGCAUUUGUCUGCCACCACAACUCCCUCCUCAUCUACGGCUCCCUCAAGACACCCACAAUCGACAACUUCUCCCGCGUCACGCACUACUCCACCGUCGUCUCCAUGCUCGCAUGUCUGAUCAUGGCCCUCGGCGGCUUCCUCACCUUUGGCGACAAGACAAUGGGCAACGUGCUCAACAACUUUUCCUCGGACAACUCCAUGGUCAACGUCGCACGGCUGUGCUUUGGACUCAACAUGCUGACGACUCUGCCUCUGGAAGCAUUCGUCUGUCGCGAGGUCAUGAUUACCUACUUUUAUCCCAACGAGCCGUUUGACCUGCGACGGCAUCUCAUCAUCAGCACAGCUCUGGUCAUGGGCGCCACGACUCUGAGCAUGCUGACGUGCGAUUUGGGCAUCGUCUUUGAGCUCGUGGGCGCAACCAGCGCCGUGGCCAUGGCGUACAUCUUGCCGCCCAUGUGCUACAUCAAGCUGACAACGAGGAGUUGGCGCACAUAUGUGGCUGGCGCAAUAGUGGUGUUUGGAGUUGCCGUCAUGGUGAUCAGCGUGAUUCAAGCAAUAGAUAAAUUGAUUAAUGGUGAG
Messenger RNA from Trichoderma atroviride IMI 206040, 1464 nucleotides. The record is from RefSeq and is a predicted model, not a curated record. Lineage: Eukaryota; Fungi; Ascomycota; Sordariomycetes; Hypocreales; Hypocreaceae.